AUGGAGCUUUUCCCCAACGACCAGAAACAAAAACGCCUGGAAAAUGUAGAGUUUCUCUUGGAUGUAACUGAAUUAAGGCCCGAUGUUUUUGAAGCCUUAAUGGGGAAAAAAGCGGGAGAUGUUGUCGAGACACAGAUUGUCUUUUCAAAGGAUGUGCCCGACCAAAAAAUUGCAGGAAAAAUUGUUGAAACACGUUUUUCUAUUGACGAAAUUCUGGAGCGGGCUCCUUUUGAAGUGAGUGAAGAAUUUGAUCAAUUCAUGAAAUUUGAAACCCUUGAAAAGCUUAAAGAAAAUGCGCGAAAAAAUCUUGAAUCUCAAAGAGAGUCUUUAGGAUUUUUAUGGAUCAAGCGUAAAAUAUUAGAUUUUUUUGCUCAGAAGUAUGUUUUUGAAGUUCCCCAAAAGCUGGUGGAUAUUGAAUAUCAUUCCAUCUGGAAACAAACCUAUGAAGAGCUUGGCAUUCCAGAAAUUGCACCAGAGGAUCCUAAAGAAAAGGCUGCCAUAGAAGAGCUUUUUAAAGAACAUGUUGCUAAUGCAUGGAGGAAGAACACUGGUGUUAAACCACCCAAAUCACGCGAACUGUUGACCAUAAAGCAUAAACUGCGACCAAUGACCAAGAAAUCCAAAGAUAAACGUACAACUAAACAUCACGAAUAA
This is a messenger RNA of Daphnia pulex (common water flea), 654 nucleotides long. RefSeq names its product trigger factor-like. Gene Ontology annotation, biological process: protein transport; protein folding. The transcript is spliced from 2 exons. Lineage: Eukaryota; Metazoa; Arthropoda; Branchiopoda; Diplostraca; Daphniidae. Bases 1 to 654 code for a protein of 217 amino acids. The record is from RefSeq and is a predicted model, not a curated record. Gene Ontology annotation, molecular function: peptidyl-prolyl cis-trans isomerase activity.